Molecule: messenger RNA, 1665 nt
Organism: Ixodes scapularis (black-legged tick)
Lineage: Eukaryota; Metazoa; Arthropoda; Arachnida; Ixodida; Ixodidae
Exons: 3
Coding region: 1-1665 (554 amino acids)
Source: RefSeq, a predicted model, not a curated record
AUGCUGGCAUCUCGCCCCGAAGAGGCACAAGGCCUGAUUUCAGAGUUGGUGUUGGCAACGGCAGAAAUGCAGCGAAUGUCUUUGGAGCAUGAGAGAAAUAUCGAAGCGAGCUUUGGCCGUGAGCAGGCCCUUCAACGCGAGUGCAAGGCAGCUUCGGCUCUCCUGGGGAAGAUGCAAGCGCAGCAAGCAGAAUUUUCUUAUGCCAAGUAUCAGGAGUCUGAAGCAUUGAAAGCCCAGUUAGUUUCUCUAAGUGGGGAUUUGUCAAAGCAGCUGGAGCUUGUAGAUGACAAGGUGGAGGAAGCGAACACCCUGAAGGAGAAGUUUGAAGCAUCUCAGCUUGAGCUCGAAAGGUUUUCUGCCGAGUACUGCAUCUUGCAGGAUGUCCUUCUUCAAGGCUGUGGUGAGGACUUGCCGCUAGUUCAGAAUGAUUCCGAACAACGAGAGUUCAGUGCCUUCCAGUACCUCAAGAAGCUGCUGGACAUCGCAAAACGCAAGAGAGAGGCCCUGGAAAACCGGCUUGCUAAAAAAGAGGAGCAGUUCAAUCUACUUCAGCAAAACUAUCAGUACUUAAAGGACCGGUACCAGUGGCCGUUACAAGAUCUCGGGGCAUUUGUGCGGAGCAUCAUCGAAGCAUAUGUCCGGAGUAUCAUCGAGCACACCAACCAGUCGUCAGAAGCUGCAGUGUUUCUUGAAUCAAGUCAGCUGGAAGACUUGAACCGUAUGCUGGCAGUGCUUCAGGAACGGGUCACAUCCUUGACAGUUAGGAACGAGUUCCUCGCUCAAGAAAGUCAGCAGUGGAAAUCAUUUUGUAAAGAUGCGAGUAAAAAAAUUAGAUGCGUGUCUAAUGAAAGUCACCUCUGGCAGCAGAGACCCGAAAAGGUGGCGGAGACUUUGAGAGAGAGAGAGAAUGCCGUUAAGUGUAACAAUUCGUCGCAAACGGAAGGAGACGGAAGCUCCUUUACCGAGAAGGCAGAAACAGAAUGCGAGAGGCAAGCUGAGAUGCUCGUCAGCGACAAGCGUUUUCAACAGCUAGCUGAGAACUUAAAACAGGCACGACAUUGCCUCGAGAAGGAGUUGAAGACUCAGCGCGAGCAGCACGUCAAGGCCACCAAGGAGAUGGAGAACGAGCACUGCACUGCGCUGGACGAAGCGGCCAACUGUGAGGCAGCACUAUCAGCGCUGAAGACAGACCACUCCCAGCUGUUGGACAAGUAUAACCACAUUGUAUACAGACACGCGAACCUACAGGAAGAGUUUCACGCGGCAGCCCAAGAGAAACGCAGUUUGGAGGACAGGUGCGCUCAGCUCACAACGGAGUGGGCAACAACCAGACGAGAUCUCGCAGUCUUCGAGGAGCAGCAGGGCGCAGUGGGACAAAAGACCAUGCAGGAGCUGCAAGAGCUGUGGCAAGCAAACCAGCAGUUGCAAGAGCGCUUUCGCCUGCUCAAGGAUAAGCAUCUCAAAGCUGAAGAACGGUUGGUACAGAUGCCAACCCAAAAAGUGCAGGCCUCGAUGGAACAUGUCACCGAGGGCACUGGGUCUCGUGCCGAGGAGAACAAGUGGAACCAGGACAAGCAGCAGCAGAAACACAUCGAGGACUUACAGGCGCAACCGGUACCACACCAAAGAAGCACAUGGAACAGCAGAAACGAAUACAGCUGCUGA